Messenger RNA from Nothobranchius furzeri (turquoise killifish), 3115 nucleotides. Its product is annotated as dentin matrix acidic phosphoprotein 1. Lineage: Eukaryota; Metazoa; Chordata; Actinopteri; Cyprinodontiformes; Nothobranchiidae. The record is from RefSeq and is a predicted model, not a curated record.
GGUAACUUUCCGGAAGCUCAGGUACGACAGGUGAACUCCGCAGUCACCGAAGCUUUGGCAGUUUUUUCCCCCAACAUUUUCUGUUUUAGCUUGAGUUUAGGGGCCAGACGUUUAGAUUAGAGACGCAAUGAUCCACUAACUUAUUUAGGGGGGGAAAUGUUUUCUUUUUCUGUGAGGUUCUGGUCCGUAACCUGACCUUUCCUGUCGCAAAGCGCGACGUUUUAUUUUUUCCAAAGUCACAAAGUGAAAGUUGGCUUGGUCGUAAUGGCUCAUCGAUAUUUCUUUGCCUACUGUGUUUUUACCAUUUGUCAAGUUACAGGACAAUCUCCUAAAUAUGCUCUGCUGGGCCAUGAUGUCAACUUUGUGACCACCAUUAAAACUGCCCCUGAUGAAAUUUUGUGGAAACAUAAUGGGAACAAAAUGGUGGAGUUCAACGGCCAAAUGCAGCAGCAGUACGGCUCCUUCAAAGGAAGGGUCACUCUCGACUGGCAUUCUGCAAAUGUGCACAUCACCAACCUCAGAUAUGAAGACAGUGGACGUUAUGACCUGGAAAUAUACACCAAAAACAUACUGAAAAGCUCUCAAUAUGACCUGGAAGUUAUUGACAGCAUUGCCAAGCCCACCAUAUCCUGUGAGAUGAACGAUGGAGGCAGCUCAGGUAAAACUGGAGGCGGAGCCACGCUGAUGUGUUCUGCCGAGUCCAAACAAUCUCAGUCCUUACUGGAGUUUGAGUGGAGCUCAGAUGGUAACAAGCAGGUUGGGCCAAAGCUGAUAAUCCCUCUUGGAGACGUUCACGACAAGCAAGUGUACAACUGCACCGUUAGCAACCCCCUCACUACAGAAUCUGCUACUUUCACUGCUAAGGAGUGCUACUCCGAUAAAAUCCUGUCAACUCCAGGGAUUAUUGGUAUUUGUGUUGCAUCUCUGAUACUGAUUUUAAUAAGUGUUGUGGUCAUCUACAAGUUGUAUAAAGGAAAAUGUGAAUGUAUGACGAAAAGGGAUGUGGAAAACCAGUCAGAUCAGGACACAGCAGCUGGUUCAGAUGAAGAUCGUGAGGAAAAACAGGGUCUCAUAGACCGAGCUCCCACGAUGCCGUCACACCAGUCUCUUUGUCAUUUAAACCAAAAGCCCACUCACAAUGACUCAGAGAAAACCAUACAAGACCUGAGAACUCCAUCGAACUCCAAAAAGCAUACCCCAGGACAUCUAGAGGACAAGAGAAAGUCAACAGCUCCUCCUGUGCCUGAAACGUCAGGGCUUGUUGGGGAACUUUCUAUAAGACUCACAGCAAAAGAAAAUGGAGUGACGCCCUCAGCGGCUGUGGAGAGAAAUGCCCCUGAACCCGCAGCAUCUGCAGAGGCUGAUGUUACCUUACCUGGUUGUGACAAACAAAGUUCAGAAGAGAGGAGGAUCGAAUCAUCUGCUUCCUCUUCAUCUGGAAAAUGUCAUGACCUCCCAACUAAUGAACAAGGUGAUGAAAACAAGUCUGGAGAAACUGGGAACAAAGAUCCAGAGCCUGAUCCUGCACACUCUGAGACAAGUGAUUAUGGUUCAGAAGAGAGGAGGAUCGAAUCAUCUGCUUCCUCUUCAUCUGGAAAAUGUCAUGACCUCCCAACAAAUGAACAAGCUGAUGAAAACAAGUCUGGAGAAACUGGGAACAAAGAUCCAGAGCCUGAUCCUGCACACUCUAAGACAAGUGAUAAUGAUUCAGAUAAGAAAAUGAUUGAUUCAUCUCUUUCCGCUCCAUCUGGAAAGUCUUCUCACACUCAUCCAACAAAGAAAGAAGCUGAUGAAGACGAGCCUGGAGAAACUGGGGAGAACAAAGGUCCACAGCCUGAUCCUGCAGUCUCUAAGACAAGUGAUCCUGGUUUAGAGGAGAAUGGAGCCAAGAAGGACAUGGGGAUAGAUUCAUCUCGUUCCUCUGCACCUGAAAACCCUCUUCAGACUCGUGAUUUCCCAACAAAUACACAAGCUGCUGAAGACAAGCCCGGAGAAACUGGAGAUGAUCCUGCAGAAUCUGGGACAGGUGGUACUAAAACGAAAAGCACUGAACCGGCAGCAGCAGGAAUGAUCCUGGUGAGAAGGAGAAUGUGGCAACAUCUGAAGAUGAUGCCCCAUCACAAAAACCUGAAGCGAAACCAUGCUCACAUUUGGGAUCAGAAACGCCUCCAGGUACAAAAGGAGAAACCAGCUCUGAUCAGGCUGCUGGAGAUGUGCCACAGCCCCCUCUCACCACAACUAACCCAGCACAGGAGGCCUUACAAGGAGGCAACCAGGCUCUUGAAGCAGAAACACCAGAUGGCCAUAGAGAACUGGAUCAUCCUCCUGACACCGCUGUAGUGACUCGGAGCUCCUCAGUAUCAGAAUCAGUCAACAGUAACACAGAAACUUCACUAAAGCCGCCUGAUGUUGAAAAGAAAGACCCAGAUCUCAACGGUGAGAUCAGACUAAACUCAGAGGGUAGCGGAGCACAGAAAAAAUAGAUAAAACUGUUAACGAGAGUUCGUCCAGGAGACAAACCAUGUAAUGAAAGCUUUAGAGAGAAGAAGAAAAGUGAAACUCCUGAAUAGGCCUUCAUACAAAUGAACACGAGAGAAAAGCUAAGAAGAGAGCAGAUGACAGACGACAUAAGUUCAAGGUAAAGUUCUAAAGAAUGAGGAGGAGCUUCAGUCUGAGAUAAAAGUCUUCUGAAAACAUGGGUGGUUCAUCAGUCGCUGGCCUUUCUCCUUUCUCAGAAAACAGGUAGGAUUUAAAGUAUUAAUAUGAAAAACAGCCAAUAAAGCAGCAGCUAGUCACGGUUUACCGUUUCUGUUCAGAGACUCUGAGAACUAAAGUUGUAUUUGAUUUUCUAAGCAUCUCUUCAGUCCUGCUUGUUUAUUUUUUAUCUGUUUUUUAUACAAAUACAUGUUUUAUUAUCUAUUCUAACAUACCUAUAGAGAUCCACGUGUAUUCUUCUAUUAUAUGAGUUUUACCAUUAAAUUUUAGAACAUUACAUCAGACUUAAGAGAUUUUAAGCCUUAUGCUUAAAAAAUAAGGUUUUGAAAGUGUUUCUAACUGUCGUUGUAAUAUUUUGUUUUUAGUUGCACUGAAACAUAAUAAAGCAUGCAAAUGUUAA